Messenger RNA from Ixodes scapularis (black-legged tick), 2627 nucleotides. Its product is annotated as anaphase-promoting complex subunit 5-like. Gene Ontology annotation, biological process: positive regulation of mitotic metaphase/anaphase transition; protein K11-linked ubiquitination; anaphase-promoting complex-dependent catabolic process. Gene Ontology annotation, molecular function: protein binding. Gene Ontology annotation, cellular component: anaphase-promoting complex. The record is from RefSeq and is a predicted model, not a curated record. NCBI's taxonomy places the organism in Eukaryota, Metazoa, Arthropoda, Arachnida, Ixodida, Ixodidae.
AUGAACCAGGAAGGGGGUCUGUGGGCACUCCUGCCGUCCAAGGUCUCCUCCCGAGAUCAAGUGACGGGGCACAAGCUCGCGCUGCUGGUCCUCGUCUCGGAGUACUGCCGUGUCAAGACCGAGCGGCACCUCAAGCCCGACCAGGAAUUGUGGACGCACACGACCAAGCAGUGUCGGGACUUCGCCAUCACCGCUCUCAAGCUGCUCCAGAGCCCAGACAUGAGUCUGGGCGAGCUGCUGAGCUGCCUCGACGGCGUCCUGCACCCAAACACCAUGCGGCUCUUUACCGUCAGCCUGAGGACCAUCUACGACGCCGGGGUAGCGGGUAUCAUGGACUACAUCCCGAAUCUGGACAACCUCCUCGCGGACCCCACCGCGACGCCCGCCGUUCUGCACAAGAGCAGCGUCCUUGGUCUGUUCGUUCGUCGGAUGCUUCUGGCACUUGACAAGCUCAACUUCAGCGGUUUGGUGAAGCUGCACCAGAGCUUUAGGUCGUAUUACGACGCCGAGGGGAACGGAGAUUCGAAGGCGACGCAGCGGCAGGCGGAUCUGUUCCUCGCUCAGCAGGUCACGCUGAUGCAAGUCAACGAGAAGGCGGCCCUGCCGCCGCCUCAGCUCCAACAAAAGCUCCGCGAGCUCGUCGGCGGGAACCCUGCCCUCACAGAAGCGCACUACGUGUCCUUUCUCAACUGCCUCUCGGUAAAGGAGUACUUUGGCGCCGUGGAGAGCUUGCGGCAGCACUUCGACCGCACCAGUGCUCCGGACGCGAGCUCCAAGCCUGGUCCGAUGGCGACGGCGGCAUCCUCCGAAGACAGUGGCCGUAAUCUUCGCUACGCGUCCCUCCACCUCGCCAUGCUUCACGCUAAGAUGGGCCACGACGCCGAGGCCCGGGCCGCCCUGCGCGAAGCUGUGACCCUCGCGCAGGACGCCAACGACGUAGUGUUCUUACAACACGCGCUCGCCUGGCACUGCCGCCUGGACGGGGCCCGCUGUCCGGAGGCCCAACUGCGGUGCUCGGUCACCAGGGCCUCUGAAUUAGGCCUGUGCGGCAUUGCCUCACUAGGCAUCCAGGCGCUUACAAGAGUCGGCGCCGAAGCGGGCUCGCCACCGGCAGCCGCCCUCGAGCUCUUGUCCAGGAGUGAAGUGCUCAACUUCCAGCAUCCACAGGGAGAUACCGGCAUUGGUACAGUUACGUCACAGAAGGCUGCCCUCUGGACAUUGUACGGGUUUCAGCGAAUGGCUAAUCUCCAGGCGCAGUUGCUGUUGCAGCUAGGAAGGGCCGAUCAGCUACGCACGGCCGGCGUCGUUCCAAUGGGGGAACCUGCCUGUCUGGCCUUGCGCAGUCUCGCUUGGGCGUUGAUUCACGGGCGAUAUAACGACUCAACCAGCCUCCUAGACUUGGCCUCAACGCUCUUCCCGGCCUACUCAGCAUGCCAGAACCUGGUCACUCUGUGCCGCCUCGAGUGCAGCUUUCACGAAGCACUCCACAAGACCCUUUGGCCUAGAGCUGAGGGGCUAGCAUCCGGAAUACGGAUACUGAACCGCUUCGAAGGGGACCUCUGCAAGGUCAAACUCCUUCUCUGGCAGGGACACCUCAACGAAGCCCUGGACCUUGUCGACACGGUUCUUGCAAUUGAGGACAUUAAGGGGACGGGUGACGGAGACAACACGAGCAAUUUUGAGGGCAGCCUUCCCCACUUUAAAGGGAGGUGUUACCUUCUCAAGGCAGAGAUUCUAAUUUAGUCGUCCCAGCCCGUGCUUGCUAUCCCAGUCCUGUGUGAGGGCCUCACCCUAGCGGAGAAGCACCAUCUGUCCUACCUGCGGGCCAGCUUAGUGGUCCUGAUGGCGGGGGUUCAGUUUGAGGUGGGGCUUCCGGGGCAUGCGUGCACUUUACUGGAAGAAGUGGUUACAGUAGUGCUGUCACAAGGGGGCCUGGUGGAUGUCGGACAGCUAUACCUGCUCCUGGCCAAGUGCCGGUUCAAGAGCGAGGGACAUGGGGGACUGGAGAGCGCUGUGCAUCUGGCCUCGUCUGCUUUGAAGUGCUACGAGACGGUAGAGUCGAAGCGAGGCAUCAGGGAGUCUGCCUAUUGGCUGGCAUUGCUGUGCGACAAAGCUGGCAUGGAGGAGAGGCGCAACGAGGCAGCCAGGACGUUUCGUAGAGUGGACGAACAGAUGGCUGAAAAACUGCUGUACGAAUUGUGAGGCUGUCUUUCUAGGUUAUCUACCUCAACCUCUCCCUUUUAGUUCAAGUUAAAGAGGUGUAUGGUCUUCCACUGUAAACAUCAUCACAUGAGAACAUUUUGAUUAGGGGUAAUGUUUACGAGGCUUGUAGGUCAUAGCUGUGUGGUGGCAUUCCAGGUCCGUUCUUAUGUGUAGUGCCAUUGCCGUGUCGGACACCUCAAGGCGCAUCCUGAGGCAAGCUUCAGGCGGGGAAAUUUUACUACGUUAUAAAAACUGUAAUUCGUUCGUAGAAAUUCAAAUACAGCAACAUGUUAUGGGAAAUGGCCUCAUUUGAUUGUUUACUUUAUCAAGCCAGAGCAUCUUAGAUAUCAGUUUUGGUCCAGAGAACUUUAAAAGGGUUUGUUAUUGUGAGAAGAAUGCUUUUUUGUGCAGUAUCAUCUAGAAGA